Nicotiana attenuata is the source of this 1618-nucleotide messenger RNA. Its product is annotated as glucan endo-1,3-beta-glucosidase-like. Gene Ontology annotation, biological process: carbohydrate metabolic process. Bases 97 to 1437 code for a protein of 446 amino acids. The record is from RefSeq and is a predicted model, not a curated record. NCBI's taxonomy places the organism in Eukaryota, Viridiplantae, Streptophyta, Magnoliopsida, Solanales, Solanaceae. The transcript is spliced from 3 exons. Gene Ontology annotation, molecular function: hydrolase activity, hydrolyzing O-glycosyl compounds. Gene Ontology annotation, cellular component: plasma membrane.
CACGUCCUUGGCUGCGUUGCAGAAAUUGCAGCCCUGUUUUCUACCACUCAGCACACCACUCUGCUUACAAAGUAACAGUUCUCAUCGUUUAAUUUCAUGGCUAAGCUCUGUUUCAUCCACACUCUCUGUCCCUUUAUCUUCCUCUUUUUCUGUAACGGCUCCUUGGGGGACUAUCUCAUCGGCGUGAACUACGGAACCGUCGCAGACAACCUCCCACCGCCGACCCAAGUCGCCGCCUUCAUCAGGGACCAAACCACCAUUAACAAAAUCAAAAUCUUCGAUGCAAACCCAGAAAUCAUCCGCGCAUUCGCUAACACCGGCGUCUGGGUUAAAAUCACGGUCCCAAACGGCGAUAUUUUAACUGUUUCCAAACCGGCCGGUGCACAAUCAUGGGUAGAUGAAAAUGUUGUUCCUUAUUAUCCACAAACGAAAAUAGAUCGCAUUUGCGUUGGAAAUGAGGUCAUAGCCACUAGUGACAAAAAUCUCAUCGCGCAUUUAGUCCCCGCCAUGAAAGCAAUUCACGAAGCUCUGUUACAAGUUGGAAUUAAUGAUAUCCAGGUGUCAACACCACAUUCAUUGGGAAUCAUGUCCCGCUCCGAACCUCCCAGUUCGGGUCGGUUCAGACGCGGGUACGAUCGGGUAAUAUUUGCCCCAAUGCUAGAAUUUCACCGUGAAACCAAAUCACCCUUCAUGAUUUGUCCGUACCCAUAUUUUGGGUUUAACGAUAAAACCCUAGAUUAUGCCCUGUUUAAACCAAACGCUGGGGUUUACGAUGAAGUUACGGGGAUGAAUUACACAAACAUGUUUGAUGCACAGGUCGAUGCUGUGUAUUCGGCGAUGAAGUUAUUGGAUUAUGACGACGUGGAUAUCGUUGUGGCGGAAACGGGUUGGCCUUCUGCGGGUGACCCGAACCAACCGGGUGUCAGUUUGGAGAAUGCUGUUUCGUACAAUGUGAACCUCGUGAGGCAUGUGAACUCCGGUGUGGGAACGCCGUUGAUGCCUAACAGGACCUUUGAGACUUACGUUUUCUCCCUGUUCAAUGAAGACCUUAAGCCUAGCACUUCGGAGCGUAACUUCGGAUUGUUUCGACCCGACUUCAGCCCAGUUUACGAUGUGGGCGUUCUGCGUAAUACACAGACUUCUCCCCCAGCUAUGGCACCGGAAGUGGAUAAGAAAUGGUGUGUGCCAAGGACAGAUGCUAGUGAUGCAGCUCUGCAGUCGAAUAUAGAUUUCGUGUGUAGUUCGGGAAUAGAUUGUCAGCCUAUACAAGAUGGUGGCUCUUGCUAUGAGCCCAAUACGGUUAGAGCUCAUGCAGCUUAUUCCAUGAACGCUUAUUAUCAAGCAAACGGUCGUAAAGAUUUGGAUUGCGACUUCAUUAAUACCGGUGUUGUCACCAUGUCUGAUCCUAGUUACGAAGCAUGUACGUAUGCUGCUUAAAGGAGCAACUGCGGAUCUAGUAAGUUGCUGGCUCUUUGUUUCGAGCAUUGGAUCGCAUGUUCAGAUAAUAGAGAAUUAAUAAACUAAACUAUACAUUUUGGCAUAGUCCCAUGGGUUGUUACGCUAGCUGUAACUUUUUGUCAUUUGAAGUCUCAAGAGUUCUAUAUAUAUAUGCUUUGCA